Messenger RNA from Leptinotarsa decemlineata (Colorado potato beetle), 742 nucleotides. RefSeq lists its product as uncharacterized. Gene Ontology annotation, molecular function: protein binding. The record is from RefSeq and is a predicted model, not a curated record. Lineage: Eukaryota; Metazoa; Arthropoda; Insecta; Coleoptera; Chrysomelidae.
AUUCGGACAGCUCUACCUACGAGGUUCAAGUCGGUUGAUUGGUGACACGAUGUUGACUUCACAACAAAAGUUUUCAUCGAUCGGAUAUUGAAUAUUAAAUAUUGUUUGACGUUUAUUCUUCCAGUUGGACAGUGAAGAGGAAGUUAGAGCUAUUUGAUACAUCUACAUAUGCACAUUAUCAAUCCAUCAAUCUGACCUCUUACUUGGAUGGACGAUAGGACUAAUCAUUACAUAAACUUAGAGAGAUUAUGCUGACGUUAUCAAAAUGCCGGUAUUGAGAAAAAGGGCGCAGGGAGAUAAUAAGGUCAUCAACGGGCUUUACAUUCACUCAAGCCCUCCUAGAGUGCUUCAGCUCAAUUCGGCCUACAUAAAACAACUAAUACAUAACGGAGAUGUGGACAAACUAGAGCAGGCAGUUCUUGAAGGUCAAGGUAGAAAGCUCAUUGGAGAAUACUCGGCGGAUUACAAGACGAGGACUUUUUUGAAAUCGAUACCAACGUUAAUGUCGAAAAUCUCCCUACUCCACGAUGCUGUAAACAGUGGUAGACUAGAAGAACUGAAAACUCUCCUGAAUGAAGAACCUGAAAAAAAGAAAAGAAUGGUCAUGGCCAAAGAUGAAACAGGCGUAGGAUUACUGCACAAGGCGAUAUACUAUGACUUGGAGGAUAUUUACAAAUGGCUGAUCCAAAAAUUUCCUUUCAUGGUUUCUAUGAGAGAUUCGAUUAUAGUGAAAGUAAUAUAA